Molecule: messenger RNA, 602 nt
Organism: Physella acuta
Lineage: Eukaryota; Metazoa; Mollusca; Gastropoda; Physidae
Source: RefSeq, a predicted model, not a curated record
CACAUUUCUGCUGCUCAGUUGACUUAGCUUUAGAAAGAAAAUGGUUUUCAUAGUAUUUAUGCUAGUAAUUUUCACAAAUGUACAUGAUACGGCUUCGGAGGCUGAGAUAGCAUAUGAGUGGCCUACUAAGGAAAAAGUUUGGUGUGAGUUAAACGGUGAGAGGUACCAUGAGGGCGUGGUCUUCGGGGUCCCAGCCAACACAACGUGCAACACAUUCAAGUGUGUGAACGGGUCAUUGGUAGCUCAACAUGAAGGCUGUGAGUUAAAGAACAACUGCUACACAGUCGGGGACCAGUUUGAGCUGUCGUGUUCCACUUACAAAUGCGACAAGAUAACACAGGACACCGUAACACAACUUUCUGUAGAACUGGUACUUGGUGGAUGCUCCGACAGCGGUAAAAAAUGCCACAAGGUCGGCGAAGUCUUCCCUUCCUCAUUCAACGGUGUCGCUUACAAAAACUGUUCUUGUGUGCUUCAAGGUAACGCCGUAAAUGUACACUGCCGUUAAUGCUCAAUGGACCAAAUGAUUUGUUCUGUACGUGUUCUAAGCAUUACAAAACAAAAAAUGUGAUUCGGAAGUGUUGAAAUAAAAUUGUUUCGUC